This is a messenger RNA of Rhizophagus irregularis DAOM 181602=DAOM 197198, 573 nucleotides long. NCBI's taxonomy places the organism in Eukaryota, Fungi, Glomeromycota, Glomeromycetes, Glomerales, Glomeraceae. The record is from RefSeq and is a predicted model, not a curated record.
CUCAACAAAUCAAUUGGUGUGGUGGCACAACACUUUUCUUUUAUAAACCUGUCUUUUAAACCAGUUUUAAUCAAAAUAAAGUAAGUUUUUGUCCACAAGAACUACGCCCUUUGGUAUGGGAAUUUAUGAGCAAACAUUUUCAAUAUCCGUUGAUUCAAAUAGUUGAUGGGCAAUUCCUUUCUUCAAAUUCUAUUUGGAUAAUGGCAGUAGAGGAAGCUUAUAAUGUAAACAACAUUCUUUACCUUGGCUCUGGGCAUAUCUAUGGAAUUGAUGGUAUUGGUUCUUAUGGUUUCGAGCAGGAUGUGAUAUAAAAAUUCAAUGUUUAAAACAAAUAUGUUUGUGAAGGCGCAUUGGAAGGUAUUGAAGCGUGAUUUUUUAUACAAAUUCUUUCAUCCACGUUUGGACUUAGUAGUGUUUAUCAUUAUGGAACAAGUUAUUCCACAUAAUCAAAGAAAGUUUGAGCAAAUAUUUGUAGUAAACCGUGAAAGGCAGAUUGGCGAAAAAACAUUCAAAAAAGAGUGGAAAGAUAAAAUUUGGCAAAGCGACCACUUAAUAAUGCGUAUUUAACAGAUG